Messenger RNA from Momordica charantia (bitter melon), 353 nucleotides. RefSeq names its product thioredoxin H1-like. Lineage: Eukaryota; Viridiplantae; Streptophyta; Magnoliopsida; Cucurbitales; Cucurbitaceae. The record is from RefSeq and is a predicted model, not a curated record.
GAGAUUUGGAAAUGGCAGAAAUGGGGAAAGUGGUAUCAUGCCGCAGUGUUGGGUCAUGGAAGCAGCAGCUUCUCAAAGCCAAAAAAUACAACAAACUGGUUGUGGUGAAGUUCACUGCGACAUGGUGCGGCCCAUGUCGAGCCAUGGCUCCUGUUCUUGAAGACUUGGCCAAGAAGACGAGCAAUGUCAUAUUCUUGAAAGUGGAUGUCGAUGAGCUAAUGAGAGUUGCUAAUGAAUUGGGAGUGGGUGCCAUUCCUUCCUUUCAAUUUUUCAAAAAUGGGAAGUUGGUGGACAAGUUCGUGGGUGCAAACAAAGAUUUAUUAACAAACACUCUAUCAAAACAUGCCGCAUGA